AUGGACGUCACUUCCACCCUGCUAGACAAAGGGGACCAUGUCGCAGGCGACCCAUCUGACGUCAUCCCGGGGGAAAAGAAGUUUUUCUUCUCAUCAAUUGGUAAAGCUCAUUUGAUAAACGUGCUCUACGGGAUUGGUUAUACAAUACAAAUUGCCAUGCUACCCUACAUGCUGAUCAGCUCCAACGCCGGCAUAGAACACAAUGGAUACCUCUUGACCCUUUUCUCUUUACUCCAAUUUUUGGGGUCCAUGUUUUUUGGAAGACUCGCGGACAUAUGGGGAGUGAAGAAAUCCUUUUACCUGUCCCUGUGCUCCUCCAGCCUGAUGUACCUCAUGCUCCCCGCGUGCAGAGACACCUGGGCGUACUACGUGACUUUCCUGCCGUCCUUCUUCAUGCAAGCCUUCCAAGCCUCUUCCCUACUCGUUUGCCUAAAGACAGACAGCGAAAACAGGACGGCGGCCAUCGGGUACCUGAAUCUGAGUUACGGCUUGGGUAUUAUCCUAGGCAGUCUCACCGCGGGUUUCAUGGUUAAUUAUGUGGGUGCAAGAGGCAACCUGUUCAUCGCCCUGGGGUCACAACUAGUAGCCUUAUAUGUAGCGAAAACGUUGAGUGAGGAUCCAACACUGUUAAGACCUGUUAACUUGGGGGAAAUAAAAAUAAGAGAAAUUUUUAGUAGCAUAAAAAAUGAAUAUAUGCGUAUUUUGAAUCUUUUUAAGAAGACGUAUGGAAUGUGUUUACUCAUUUUGUUUGGCCUGCUACCCAUUUUAAUGACCAAAUUUGCUUUUGCCCCUGUUGUAGUUGAUAUGUUUAAACUGACCCCAUCUCACACAUCAUACCUAAUGACAUACGCAGGACUGUUAACGAUUAUAGCGGAGGGUCUAUUUGCACCUUAUUUGAGUUCCAUCCUAGGAGAUAUGACUUGCUGCAAAUUUUCUAUACCUUUAACGUUGGCUGGGUUUUUAUCCCUCUCUUUAUGUGGGGCAAAUGAAUAUCUGGUCCUCAUUUUUAUGUCCAUUCCUCUUUGUGGAGGGGCCUUGUUAUAUAUAUGUGGGACGAGUCAAAUGACGAAGAGGGUUGAGGAAUCUGAGUUGGGAACUGCUAUUGGUUUGAACACUUCAAUUUUUUAUGCGGUCACCAUCGUGGCUCCAUAUUUGGCCUUCAAGUCUUACGUCGCCUUGGGCCUAGGCCUCUACUGGUUACUCUGCGCCCUCAUCUGCCUAGUCAUCACCACCUACAUUUUCGCCCUGGACAAAUUCACACUUCAAAUUUUUAACGAGGACAAUGAUAGCACGGAAACUCUGUUUUCCACCGUCAAGAUGGCCUAA
Messenger RNA from Plasmodium fragile, 1326 nucleotides. RefSeq lists its product as uncharacterized. Gene Ontology annotation, biological process: transmembrane transport. Gene Ontology annotation, molecular function: transmembrane transporter activity. The transcript has 6 exons. Bases 1 to 1326 code for a protein of 441 amino acids. Lineage: Eukaryota; Apicomplexa; Aconoidasida; Haemosporida; Plasmodiidae. The record is from RefSeq and is a predicted model, not a curated record.